AACAACAAAAACAAACCAUCCACGAAUCUGCUUCACUUCCGGCUUGGUUUCUAUUCGAAUUGUGUUUUGUUUGGCGACGUACAGGCAAACUAAUCGAUUUAAAAUCAUAUUAAUUUGUCCCUGUAUUGCAUUUUGUAUUCCAGGAGCACAUUACUGCAGCUGGACGCGCAGGAUUACAAGCUAAGUAGGCAGCUAUUCGAGUUAAAGUGAAAUAGUUUGUGAAGUGAUAGAAUUUGUUUUCUCCCUUCGAGUUCAAUGUGGGCGAUAAGCAGCCUGAUCCCAGCCCGGUUCCUCAGCCUUAUUGCCCACCUGGUCAUAGUCAUCACCAUACUCUGGUCAAGGGAGAACAAUGUGAAAGCUUGUCUGCCGCUGACCUAUACAGUCGAAGAAUAUAACAUAGAGGACAUGAGGCUGGUGGUGGCCUUAUCCGUGACCCUGGGCCUGUUUGCUAUAGAACUCAUUGGGUUUUUCUCCGGAGCGUCCAUGUUCAACAACAAUCAAGGACUUUUAUCUACAGCGUGUCAUGCAAGCGGCUCUGUUGCACUGCUUUUCUUUCUGUUUGAGCAGUGGACUUGCAGCAUUUACUGGUGGAUCUUUGGCUUCUGCAGUGUGAUCCCAGCCGUGUAUGAGAUGAUCCUGCUUAUUGCUGUUUUUGGUCUGAAGAAGAAGCCACUAUGAAUGCGUCAGUGCUAACAAAAUCUCCUUCAUGGGAUAAGUGAAGAUUAUGUUGCCAAGCAACAAGGUUAUCGGUGGUCUAUAUAAAAUUCAAAUAUGAAUAAUUUCUUCUUCUUCGAUUCAGAGUUCUAGUUCUGAUUAAAUGAAUAUCUCUCAGUGGAAGUUGAGUGUUAAGAAUUUUAUACCUUGUGUUUUGUGUUGCAUCGAUGAUUUGUGCUGGUUUUAUACAUUUUAUAGUAAAGUAUUUGUAUUCGCAGAAAAUUGUUUCAUAAGUGUUUCAGGAUGUUUUGAUACCCGAGUACAUACUUUAUUUUAAGUUGAACCAAUCAUGUUCACCCUGAACUCCUUUCCAAGUGGUGCAGAGAUCGAUUUUCAGCAUCAUGGUUUUUCACUGAAAACAGGCUUGACCAAAUGUGGAUUAAAUGUACAAAAAGCCUGUAGUCUGUGAAAAACCCUUCAGUGUGCCAGAAUUACUCGAGUUGCAGAAGUGAAGCCUACACUGUAAAAAAUGUAACUUGCAAAAUUGUUGAGUGAAAAAAGGAUUCUAAGUUGAAUGAACAAAUUUCCCUUCUAAUUGUUCAAAUAACUUAAAAAAAAAUAGUUGAGACGCCUUUCCUUCGCCACAAGUUCAUAGGAAUUGGAAAAUUACAACCCCGAUUCCAAAAAAGUUGGGACAAAGUACAGAUUGUAAAUAAAAACAGAAUGCAAUAAUUUACAAAUCUCAAAAACUGAUAUUGUAUUCACAAUAGAACAUAGACAACAUAUCAA
Messenger RNA from Neoarius graeffei (lesser salmon catfish), 1443 nucleotides. RefSeq names its product transmembrane protein 107 like (gene tmem107l). The coding region runs from base 256 to 678 and encodes 140 amino acids. Gene Ontology annotation, cellular component: MKS complex. Gene Ontology annotation, biological process: non-motile cilium assembly; protein localization to ciliary transition zone. The record is from RefSeq and is a predicted model, not a curated record. The transcript has 6 exons. NCBI's taxonomy places the organism in Eukaryota, Metazoa, Chordata, Actinopteri, Siluriformes, Ariidae.